UUUAAUUAUUGUUUGACAUUUUUGUGUCUUAUAUUCAACUGUGAAACUUUUUAACAUACUUUCAACACCGAUACAUAUGUUGUUACAUUAUUUUAAUUGUAACAUCGGAUAAUAACAUUAAUACAAAUAUUUAUAAGAAUAAUAAAAAUAAUCAACAACGCAAUUGUUACUGAGUGAGCAAACUUCUGGAAAUAAUUUUACAGAAAUGGUGCACAUUGAUAAAAUAAAAGAGAUUUAUCCUUUACACUGGCUGGUGUGGAACAAUGAUUAUCUCGAACUUGACAGAACUUUGUCAAGCAAUCAGCAUGACAAAGAAAAACAGGACUGUAGAGGAAGAACUCCUCUUAUGUUGGCGGUAACACUGGGUCAUAAAGAAUCUGUAGAAAUCCUUCUUCACCACGAAGCUAAUGUUUAUGCAGAAAAUACACAGGGAUGGAGCGUGGUCCAAGAAGCAGCGGGGACUGGUAACGCUGAAAUACUCGAAAUGGUUUUAACUCGUCGAGAUUACCAAAGAUAUUGCAAUCGUGUUGAUGGUAUUCCUGAAUUACUUCAUAAAUUAAAACAAGCACCAGAUUUUUAUGUAGAAAUGAAAUGGGAGUUUACUAGUUGGGUUCCUUUGGCAUCACGAAUGUGUCCAAGUGAUACAUACAAAGUCUACAAACAAGGAAGUAAUGUUAGAAUUGAUACAACCCUAUUAGGGUUUGAUCAAGCUAGUUGGCAAAGGGGCAAUCUUAGUUAUAUAUUCAAAGGUCAAAAUGAUGGUGCAACAAUGAUGGAAGUAGAUCACGAAACCCGCGAAGUGUAUGUAGAUCAUAUGAAACUAAUUGAAGACGGAAAUGUUCAGUUAAUGGCUCCAUCAGAAAAAGCAAUAAUGGCCAGACUUUCCAAUCCAAUUGUCACAACCUAUGUUGAUACGGACAAAAUAAGCUUUGAAAGAAACAAAGCUGGUAUUUGGGGCUGGAGGUCAGAUAAGUGUGAAGUAGUCAAUGGCCAUGAAUGCAAAGUUUUCAGUGCUAGUAAUGUAGAAUUGAUAACAAAAACUAGAAUUGAACAUUUGUCUGAAGCAGAUAAACUACGUGCUAGAACACCUCGUACACCACUUCAAUCAUUUUUAGGAAUUGCGGAACAACAACAAGAAGAAGCUUGUGGUGCUACAUGUAGUCAAGAGUUUAGUAAUGUUGGGAAUCCAUCAAAUAUUACUCCUGAAGAGUACUUUGAUGCCGAUGUAAACCUUAAUGGCCGUGACAUUGGUAGACCAAAAGAAGUUAAUACAAAAAUUCAAAAAUUCCGUGCAACUUUAUGGCUUUCGGAAGAAUAUCCUCUAAGUCUUCAAGAACAAAUCAUGCCUAUUGUCGAUCUAAUGGCUAUCUCUAGUACACAUUUUGCUAAACUUAAAAACUUUAUUCAAAUGCUACUGCCUUCCGGUUUCCCAGUCAAAAUAGAAAUUCCACUUUUCCAUGUACUCAAUGCAAGAAUAACAUUCGGAAAUAUAUUUGGACUGGACCAAGAUGUACCUCACGUACAAAGAAUUAAUGAAGGAAACCGAGUUACGUGUGUUGUUGACGAUAUUUGUUUUGAAGCACCACUUGGUUACUCAAGACUUGGUACACUCGACCGAACACAGUUCAGUAUUGAAGAAGAAGACGACUUGCUACAAUUUGCUAUCCAACAAAGUCUUUUAGAAGCUGGUAGUGAAAAAGAUGAAGUUGAUAUAUGGGAGGCCUUGAGAGCACAAAAGCCUUCGCGUCCAACUACACCAAAUAUGACGGAAGAAGAGAGAGAAAAUCAAAGGAGACUUCAAGAGAAUCUGGAGUUAUGUAGUUUAAUGAUGGAAGCUAUGACGGAUCAUAAAAAAAAUAGUGAACCACCAAAUAAUGAUGGAUUCGAUGAUUGGGCUGAACAAAUAGCUUUGGCAUUGAGACUCUCAAAGCAGCAUUUAUUAGAAGAAGAGCAGCAACGAUUACUUGAAGAAGAAACUCUACGACAAGUACUGGAGCUUUCACUUACGGAGAAGUGAAAUUUUAAAACUUUUUUCCUGGACGUCAAACUGAUUUUUUCGAUGCAUAUAUAAAAACGCAUCACGAGAAAAAAAAAUCUUAAACACUGUUUUAUAUUACCAAUCUAGUGUGAACUUAUUAUACCAGGUCAAUCAAAAGUAUCGACAUAAAAUAAGUAGUUUAGGAAAAUAAAAUGACUAUUCAUUUCUCAAACAUUUUAUAUAAAUGGAGGAUGAAGUAUCCGUAAUAGAAAAUGAAAGCAAAAUUCUUAAUAAUUUCAGUGCUUCAAAGCAAAAUGACAUCUAUAUGUGCAUUCUAAUAAAUUGAAAGUACAUUAAUAUAAGUUACUGCAAUGUCAAUAACUGAUUUUAAAUGAUUAAAACUCUUUAUUUCAAA
Molecule: messenger RNA, 2393 nt
Organism: Chelonus insularis
Lineage: Eukaryota; Metazoa; Arthropoda; Insecta; Hymenoptera; Braconidae
Product: ankyrin repeat domain-containing protein 13D
Exons: 8
Coding region: 206-2017 (603 amino acids)
Cellular component (GO): cytoplasm
Molecular function (GO): protein binding
Source: RefSeq, a predicted model, not a curated record